AUCUGUUUUUUUUUUGUUUACUUUCAUUCUGAAUAAUUGAAAGCACGUGUGUAGGUUUCUUGAAAUACUCUCUAAAUAAAUAGUAUCUUGAAAAGCAUAAACCAGCGUCGACUCCUUUACAUUUAUUUUUAUAUUAGGUGAACUACUUCUCUACAUUUCUUGGCUUGUUUUUCUUUUUGAUCAGAGUUGACCCUGUCCAGCUCAGCGAAAUGGAAGAAGAAGGUUUAUUAUUAGCUUCUCCUUCAUCUUCUUCUCCAUCACUUCUGUCCGGGAUAUCAAAUGUCUCGACGAGACCUUUUGUUCUUGCCUUUACUGUCUGUUCUUGUGGCGCUUUUGUCUCUGGAUGCAUAAGUGGAUAUUCGGCUCCUACACAGUCUGGUAUCAUGAAAGACUUGAAUCUCUCCGUUGCUGAUUAUUCACUAUUUGGAUCGAUAUUAACGGUGGGUAUAAUCCUUGGAGCACUAAUCUGUGGGAAAUUAACAGAUUUAGUUGGUCGUAUCAACACAAUGUGGAUCAUCAACGUGUUCUUCAUAUCCGGCUGGUUUAGUAUUGCAUUUGCCAAGGUUAUCUGGAUGCUGGAUAUGGGAAGGUUACUGCAUGGGAUCGGAAUCGGAAUUAGCGCGUACUUGGGGCCGAUUUACAUGACUGAGAUAACACCAAGAAACUUAAGAGGAGCUGUUUCUUCUUGCUCACAGUUAUUCGCGAUUGUCGGUUCAUCACUCUUCUAUGCACUUGGUACAGUCGUUGGUUGGCGCGAUUUAGCCAUUUUGGGAGUUAUUCCUUUUCUUGUGAUAAUUCCUCUUCUUUUCUUCAUCCCUGAAUCUCCUCGAUGGCUAGCUAAAGUAGGGAGGGAAAAGGAGGUUAAAGCGGUCUUGUUAAGCCUGCGAGGAGCAGAAUCAGAUAUAUCAUAUGAAGCCCAAGAGAUAUUGGAUUACACAGAACAUGUUAAACAACAAGAAGAUGGCGACAGCGGUUUCUUCAAGCUCUUUCAGCGAAAAUAUGCAUUCUCACUUACAAUUGGAGUUGCUCUUAUAGCUUUGCCUGAGCUUGGAGGACAUAGUGGUUAUAGUUAUUACACUGACUCCAUUUUUACCCGUACAGGUGUAUCAAGUGACUUUGGAUUCAUAACAACAUCUCUAGUUCAGAUGUUGGGAGGUGUUUUAGGUACUAUGCUUGUGGAUGUGUCUGGGAGACGUUCACUCCUACUGGUUUCUCAAGCUGGAUCAUUCUUGGGAUGCCUUGCCACAUCCAUUUCUUUCUUCUUGCAGGAGAAUCGUUGGUGGGAAAGAGGAACUUCUAUCUUAGCUCUCAUUAGUGUUCUGGUGUACUUUGCAUCAUACGGACUAGCCAUGUCGUCAAUACCAUGGAUUGUAGCAUCAGAGAUAUAUCCAGUAGAUGUGAAGGGAGCAGCCGGGACAGUUUGUAACUUGGCCGGCUCUAUAAGUUCUUGGCUCGUUGCUUAUUCUUUUAACUUCUUGCUUCAAUGGAGUUCAACAGGAACAUUUCUGAUGUUUGCCACAGUGACUGGUCUUGGAUUUGUGUUCAUAGCCAAACUUGUUCCAGAGACCAAAGGCAAAUCUUUAGAAGAAAUCCAAUCUCUUUUCACUGAUCCUCUUAAAAAUUCCACACCUUAAAUAUUUUCCCAAUUUUUAUAAAUAUAAGUUUGUACACAGAAUUUUUUUAUUAAAAUGUCAUUUCUAAGAACAUUAUUGUUUUCAUGUUUUAGGCAAGAGUUCAAAUUUUAUCCAAAAAAGACAAUAGUUAAUAUA
Brassica napus (rape) is the source of this 1769-nucleotide messenger RNA. Its product is annotated as sugar transporter ERD6-like 15. Gene Ontology annotation, molecular function: sugar transmembrane transporter activity. The record is from RefSeq and is a predicted model, not a curated record. Gene Ontology annotation, cellular component: membrane. The coding region runs from base 210 to 1634 and encodes 474 amino acids. Lineage: Eukaryota; Viridiplantae; Streptophyta; Magnoliopsida; Brassicales; Brassicaceae. Gene Ontology annotation, biological process: transmembrane transport; carbohydrate transport. The transcript is spliced from 19 exons.